Molecule: messenger RNA, 1416 nt
Organism: Trichogramma pretiosum
Lineage: Eukaryota; Metazoa; Arthropoda; Insecta; Hymenoptera; Trichogrammatidae
Gene: Arp1
Product: actin-5C
Exons: 2
Coding region: 198-1328 (376 amino acids)
Biological process (GO): mitotic cytokinesis
Source: RefSeq, a predicted model, not a curated record
ACGCACGUUCGCGCGACCGUUUGUACUGGCAAAAGCAGCCUUAUAGUAGUGUGUGCCACGACGAAGCUAUCCUGUCACAUAGCAGCACGGCAGUUUAUCCGAGAGCAGCAGCAACAGCAGCGUGUGCUAACGUCUACCAGACCGAUUCAUCCCGUAUAUCUCUUUCUUUCUCUUAACGAGGUUAAAACCCAAUCACAAUGUGUGACGACGAAGUUGCUGCGCUCGUAGUUGACAAUGGCUCCGGUAUGUGCAAAGCCGGUUUCGCCGGUGACGACGCACCCCGCGCCGUCUUCCCAUCCAUUGUCGGAAGGCCGCGUCACCAGGGCGUCAUGGUCGGUAUGGGCCAAAAAGACUCGUACGUAGGAGACGAGGCCCAAAGCAAGAGAGGUAUCCUCACCUUGAAAUACCCCAUCGAGCACGGUAUCGUCACCAACUGGGACGAUAUGGAGAAGAUCUGGCAUCAUACCUUCUACAAUGAACUUCGUGUUGCCCCCGAGGAGCACCCAGUUCUCUUGACCGAGGCUCCCCUCAACCCUAAAGCCAACCGUGAAAAGAUGACGCAAAUCAUGUUCGAGACCUUCAACACGCCCGCCAUGUACGUCGCCAUCCAGGCCGUGCUCUCGCUGUACGCCUCCGGUCGUACCACCGGUAUCGUGCUCGACUCCGGUGAUGGUGUCUCCCACACCGUCCCAAUCUACGAAGGUUAUGCUCUCCCUCACGCUAUCCUUCGUUUGGACUUGGCUGGUCGUGACUUGACCGACUACCUCAUGAAGAUCCUCACCGAGAGAGGCUACAGCUUCACCACCACCGCUGAGCGUGAAAUCGUACGUGACAUCAAGGAGAAACUCUGUUACGUUGCUUUGGACUUCGAGCAGGAGAUGGCCACUGCUGCUUCCUCGUCCAGUUUGGAAAAGAGCUAUGAGCUUCCCGAUGGACAGGUCAUCACCAUCGGCAAUGAGCGUUUCCGUUGCCCAGAGGCUCUCUUCCAGCCCUCGUUCUUGGGUAUGGAAGCUUGUGGUAUCCACGAGACUACCUACAACUCCAUCAUGAAGUGCGACGUCGACAUCCGUAAGGACUUGUACGCCAACACUGUCUUGUCUGGUGGCACCACCAUGUACCCAGGAAUCGCCGACAGAAUGCAAAAGGAAAUCACCGCUCUUGCCCCAUCGACCAUGAAGAUCAAGAUCAUUGCACCACCAGAGAGGAAAUACUCCGUCUGGAUCGGAGGCUCUAUUCUCGCUUCCCUCUCGACCUUCCAGCAGAUGUGGAUCUCCAAGCAAGAAUACGACGAGUCCGGUCCAUCAAUCGUCCACAGGAAGUGCUUCUAAAUGCUCGGCACCGAUCGGCAGCCGCAGCAGCGCGCACUUUCUAUUACUUCACACACAUUCUGCGUUAUUACGGAGACGAGGAACAGAA